AUGCCGAAAUUCACACCCCGUCAACGAAAGCAAAAGCACCGGCAGAAGGAGCCUGCUGCCCCGGUGGACACCAAUGUCCCAGAGCUUCAGCCCGUGUCCAAAGAUGAGAAAGAGGCUCGGAGGCAGAAGUUGCGGGAGGAGCUGCGAGAGCCGCAUUCCCAUGUGUCCUCAAAAAAGCAGAAACGCCUGGACAAGUAUAUUGAAAAUAAACUGAAGAAAGAAGAGAACCUCGAGCUCCUCAAGAAACUGGCCAAUUCCAGUGUCGAUACUUCCGGCCUGCAGAGCUCCAAGGAAUUGGGCAAGCGCAAGAGACACGACGACCACCACCAACCCACACCGAGUGCUAUUCCCACGCCACAAGAUGUCUCCGCGCCCGAUCUCUCCGGAGAUGAGACAGACGAAUCUGACCUCAAGCUGAAAGCAUCCGACCCCGCGACGGACCCGGAACCGGCGCCGAAGCCACAGCCCGAUCAAGCAUCCAUGGGAAGCGGAUUGAAACGACCGCUCGAAGUAGGGCCCGACGGAUUUCCGUUAAUAAAAAAACGCAAGCGUGCUGCGAAGCCGGCACCGCCACCUGUAAAAGAAGUUCCGUGGGAAGGUUUUGGGUCGGAUGAUGACGAGGCAAAUGAGAGUGAACAAGACAAUGAGUCGGAUCAGUCAGAAAACGAGGCCAGUGAGGGUUCUGAAGGCGAAGGUUCAGAAGACUCCGACGACCAAACAUCCGAAGAUACAUCAGAAGAUACAUCAGAAGAUGAAGAGAACGAUUCAGAUGAGGAAGACGGUGAUGAACCGUCUAAAAUCAAGCCUCGUCAGUCGGCCUUCAAGUCUUGGGCAGUACAACAAAUCAACGAUGCUGUCGGCUUCAAGCCCACCUCCGGCCCAAUUGUCACCGAGCAAGAGCAAGCAUUUGUACCCCCUCCAAAGCCAGCAAAAAACACAGUCGCUGAAGAAGAGCCCCUGCCCCAAGAACUCCAAGUGACUCAGGGCGAUCCCAACCGAAAAGCUUUCAGUGUUCCCGUCAGCCGCUCAGAGGAGAUUCAGAGUGCCCGUAUGGGGCUUCCAGUCGUUGGCGAAGAACAAAAGAUCAUGGAGGCAAUUCACAACAACCCCACGGUGGUUAUCUGGGGUGCUACGGGUAGCGGAAAGACAACUCAGCUGCCACAGUUCCUCUUUGAAGCUGGCUAUGGUCACCCUGACAGCCCCAAUCCGGGCCUGAUCGGUGUCACACAGCCUCGCCGAGUUGCGGCUGUGAGUAUGGCGAAUCGCGUGUCUCAGGAGCUGGGUCAAUAUGCCGAUCAGGUCUCGUAUCAAAUUCGGUUCGAGACGACCGUAUCUAAGAAGACCGCCAUCAAGUUCAUGACCGAUGGUAUCCUGCUGCGAGAGAUCGCAGAUGACUUUGCUCUCCGCAAAUACUCCAUCCUGCUCAUCGACGAAGCGCAUGAGCGGAGCGUGAACACAGAUAUUCUGAUUGGCAUGGUCAGCCGUAUCGUCGAUCUGCGCAAGUUAAUGAGCAAAGAAGACCCGUCCGUCACACCCCUGAAAGUCAUUAUUAUGUCUGCCACUCUGCGCAUUUCAGACUUUACACAAAACGCAAGUCUCUUUCGCCAGGGACCGCCUCCCUUGGUCCAGGCGGAAGGUCGCCAGUACCCCGUCAGCGUCCAUUUCGCCCGUCGCACGCAUCGUGACUACGUCGAGGACGCGUUCCGCAAGGUCUCGCGAGGUCAUCGCAAACUUCCUCCCGGCGGAAUGCUGGUGUUCUUGACUGGACAAAAUGAGAUCCGGCAUCUCUCCAAGCGGCUGAAGCAGGCCUUUAAACCCACCCAGCGAGCCGACACCACUCAGGCGAAGGUGCAGAUAUCCGCCAACGAUGCACCCCUGGAGGCAGAGGAUCUGGAGUUUGGUGGCACAGAAAUGAACAACACGGGUGCGGAUGACGACUACGACGACAGCGAUGUGGAAAUCACCGGACUGGAUGACGAGGAAGAGGACGAGGAGUUCGAUAUCGGCGAGGAUGCCAUGGACUCGUCGACACGGGUUCACGUCUUGCCUCUCUACUCGCAACUGCCCACCAAAGAACAGAUGAAAGUGUUCGAACCGCCGCCAGAGAAUUCGCGACUGAUCAUCCUCGCCACCAACGUCGCCGAGACAUCACUGACAAUUCCCGGCAUCAAGUACGUCUUUGACUGCGGACGCGCCAAGGAGAAACAAUUCGAUUUGUUCACGGGCGUCCAGAGCUUCCAGGUUGGGUGGAUUAGCAAGGCCAGUGCCAACCAACGAGCCGGUCGAGCCGGUCGAACAGGUCCUGGUCACUGCUAUCGCCUGUACUCCUCGGCGGUGUAUGAGGGCGAGUUGGCCGAGUAUACCGAUCCGGAGAUCCUGCGCACCCCCAUUGAGGGAGUCGUCUUGCAGAUGAAGAGCAUGGGUCUCCACAACGUGAUCAACUUCCCGUUCCCCACGCCCCCAAGCCGACAAGGACUUGCCAAGGCAGAGAAGCUGCUGAAGAACCUCGGUGCGCUCUCGGGCGACGGCCAAGUGACACAGAUUGGCCGCCGUCUUUCGACAUACCCGCUCUCUCCCCGGUUCGGCAAAAUGCUCUAUAUCGGCCACCAGCAUGGCUGCAUGCCGUAUGUCAUUGCCCUCGUGGCGGCCCUCGCCGUGGGAGAUUUGUUCGUACCCGAGAACCAGGCCGAUAUCACCAUCACGACUUCAUCAUCCAAAAACAAGGAUGACGAGGACGACAGCGAGGACGAAAGGGUCUACACCAACGCGGACCGGCUCGAAGACACACAACGCGAGCAACGCUCCAAGGACCACGCCCGUGCACACCGACUCUUCAGCAAGCACGACGACACUUCAGACGCCCUGAAAUACCUCUCCGCAAUCUGCGCAUACGCCUACGCCUCCGACGGCGACGCCUUCAGUGAGCAGAUGUUCCUGCGCGCCAAGGCCUUCAAAGAAGCAACCCAGCUACGCAGCCAACUCACCGAUAUCGUGCGCUCCAACAACCCAGGCCUGGUCCCCGCCUACACAGCACGCCUACCCGAGCCCUCCGCAAAGCAGCUCAAGGCGCUGAAGCAGAUCGUCACAGCCGGGUUCAUCGACCACAUCGCCAUCCGCGCCGACCUGGCCCCCGUCCCGCCCGAGAUCCCGCGCACCCCGCGCCGCGCCAUCGACGUCCCCUACCUGACAUUAUUCCGCUCGCGCGACGGGCCCGUCCACGAUCUGGUCGACCGCGCCGUCUUUGUGCACCCGUCUUCUGUGCUCGCCAAACUCUCGCCCAAGGAAAUGCCCCCCUACAUUGUCUACUCGCAUCUGCAGCAGUCUGCUGCUUCCGUCGUUUCUGCGGAUCACACCCCCAAGAUCCGGAUGUUCCCGCUCGGCGCCCCCAGUGCCCUGCAGCUCUCAGCUCUCGCUCAUGAUACCCCGCUUAUCGAGUAUGGGAAGCCGAUUGGGAAGACGGAGCUUCUGGAUGGAGUGCCGCCGCGUCGCUCUUGCUGGGUUGUGCCGGCGUUGGUGGGCGAUGCGGGGGGUACGGGAUGGCCGUUGCCUGCGAAGAAGGUUGUGCAGAAGAAGGAUUCGAGGGAGGGCUGGGUGAUUGAGAGGUUUGUUGCUUAG
This is a messenger RNA of Penicillium alfredii, 3615 nucleotides long. RefSeq names its product ATP-dependent RNA helicase ECM16. The record is from RefSeq and is a predicted model, not a curated record. Gene Ontology annotation, molecular function: ATP hydrolysis activity; RNA binding; ATP binding. Gene Ontology annotation, cellular component: intracellular anatomical structure; nucleolus. The transcript is spliced from 2 exons. Bases 1 to 3615 code for a protein of 1204 amino acids. Gene Ontology annotation, biological process: maturation of SSU-rRNA from tricistronic rRNA transcript (SSU-rRNA, 5.8S rRNA, LSU-rRNA). Lineage: Eukaryota; Fungi; Ascomycota; Eurotiomycetes; Eurotiales; Aspergillaceae.